This is a messenger RNA of Suillus discolor, 1242 nucleotides long. Its product is annotated as HAD-like protein. Lineage: Eukaryota; Fungi; Basidiomycota; Agaricomycetes; Boletales; Suillaceae. Gene Ontology annotation, molecular function: phosphatase activity. The transcript has 6 exons. Bases 401 to 1147 code for a protein of 248 amino acids. The record is from RefSeq and is a predicted model, not a curated record.
GCUGGGUCGACCAGACUGUGCCACGUUCAACGAACUAGUUCAAAUCCCAUGCUGCCCCAAAAGGCAAUUCCCCACCUCGAAGGACGUACGGGGAGCGGACCUCAAAGAGUGUCGAAGCUGGCGUUAACGUCCACCACGUAUCGAUACGUGUUACGCAGUUUACCGUGACAGUUUCUUUCGCAAUGCGGCAAGUAUCUCGUGAUACGCGCUCUUCUAAUCAUGUCGUGUCAUGCCGGGUAUCAUUUUCUGCAACGAGGCUGCUUGGUCUAGUACACUCCAACAUGUGUCUACAUCAUGGCGUGUCACCGAGCUCGAGGACAUAUAGUGUGUCAGUACUUUAGUGCCGGCACAUGGGGAUCAUUGCGCCGAGUCCCGAACUCUUCCACGUGACUAUCAUGGGAUGGAUAACAUGGAAAGAAGAAUAGAUUAUGUGGUCUUUGACAUGGAUGGCCUUCUCAUCGACACGGAGAGAGUAUAUACCGAAGUCACCAAUGAUAUCCUCGGUCGCUACGGCAAGAUCAUGACAUGGGACAUUAAGGCACAGCUCAUGGGAAAACCACGAAUUGAAUCUGUGACACACCUGCUUUCUUUGUUUCCCGGCAUCGACAUCACCAUCGACCAGUACCUCACAGAGUCCCAAGAAAAGCAAGAUGCGAACUGGCCAACCGUGCAGCUCCUUCCGGGAGUACAGAGGUUAAUCCAGCACCUCGUGAAACACAACGUGCCAAUCGUAGUCGCCACUGCUUCCUCACGACGGAACUUUGUCCGCAAGUCUGAGAAUCUCAAAGAAUUCUUUGAUUACUUUCGAGGCAACAUCGUCUGUGCUGAUGAUGUAGCAGGCAAGACUACGGGGAAGCCUGACCCGUAUAUUUUCCUGCACGCUGCAGGUGUUCUAGGCAAGGCAGUAGGCGCUACGGAGCAGUGCACAGAGGCUGAGGCUGUGGAAAGGGGCAAAGGACUCGUUUUUGAAGACGCCGUUUAUGGUGUCCAAGCUGGGAAAAGAGCCGGAAUGUCAGUUGUCUGGGUACCUGACGAACGCCUUUUGGACGUUGCCAGUCCCAGCCCACACGUCCCAGAUGAGACGCUUACGUCCAUCGAGCAUUUCAAGCCGGAGAAGUGGGGCCUUCCACCUUACGACACCGAAUGACGUUAUUGAUUAUUAGCUUUUCGGCGUGAGCCGUUCCAUAAUAACCCAAGGUGUACAAGGACGUCAUUUCCAUUUCAACUUGAUUUACAAAUAGA